Messenger RNA from Hevea brasiliensis (rubber tree), 681 nucleotides. Its product is annotated as L-type lectin-domain containing receptor kinase IV.1-like. The transcript is spliced from 3 exons. Bases 1 to 681 code for a protein of 226 amino acids. NCBI's taxonomy places the organism in Eukaryota, Viridiplantae, Streptophyta, Magnoliopsida, Malpighiales, Euphorbiaceae. The record is from RefSeq and is a predicted model, not a curated record.
AUGGAGAGCAAGUUGUCGUCUAUGGAUAAUUUUGUUUUAGAUUCACCUCUGGAUUCACAUCCUAUUACUUCACAGUCUCAAUAUGAAGAAUUGAAUGCCAAAUUAGAAAAUCUGCGGAUGGAGAUGCAAAGAACGUUAAAAGGGAAAGCUAUAGUAGUAGUAAAUAUAGUUCACACUCCCUCGGGGCAUUCAAUUCUGAACACUCCUGAUUUUGCUGAAAAUCAAUUUAAUAUGAAAGUUAAAGUUGUGAGGACAGAUAAUGGUAGUGAGUUUGCCAAUCACAAGGAUGCUAAUUUAUUUCAUUCUAAAGGAAUUUGGGUAUGGGACUUGUAUGGUAAAGGGCACCUUCUGGAAGCUGUGGACAUAAGGUUAAGUAAAGAAUUCGAUGAGUGGCAAUUGGAAUGCUUGAUGAUUGUUGGAUUAUGGUGCUGCCAUCCUGACUCUGCACUUCGGCCACCUAUAAGGCAAGUGAUAAAUGUCCUGAAUUUUGAAGCUCCAUUGCCUAGCCUUCCAGCAAAGUUGCCAGUGCCAAUUUAUUGUGCACCUCCCAUGAGUCAGUGCAAGUUCUCCUACACAUCGUCGGGCUUGACAACUUCUGAGAGCAGCUGCACUACGAAUUCCUCGCUCUUGACAGGUGGGUCUACAAAAUCUCUUUUGAAACAAGGGAAACAUAAUGUCUGA